Molecule: messenger RNA, 2076 nt
Organism: Opisthorchis viverrini
Lineage: Eukaryota; Metazoa; Platyhelminthes; Trematoda; Opisthorchiida; Opisthorchiidae
Exons: 10
Coding region: 1-2076 (691 amino acids)
Source: RefSeq, a predicted model, not a curated record
AUGCAUGGUGAAAAGGGACCAGAAAACAUCAUGAGGAUAGAUCCCAAAAAAGAUUUAGGCAUCUGGGUCUCCUCAAACUUGUCCUUCGCACUACACCAUGAGAAAUCGGCCCAAAAGGCAUUCGCCGUUUUACGGAUGAUCCGACGUACCUUCUCCCAUAUUACUCGCAUGGACUUCCAAAUACCCUAUGGGGCCUACGUCAGACCGCUCCUGGAGUACGCCAACCAAGUUGUCUACUCUGGACGUGCGAAAGACGUCACCCUCAUUGAGCGUGUCCAGCGGGCCGCCACGAGAAUGGUUGCCGGCCUCAAAUCCGUUGAACAAAGCUUGGCAAACAGGUUUUUUACCGUUGAUCCAGCAAACACCCGGCGGGGACAUAGUAAGAAAAUCUUCAAGCUCAGGGCACACACAUUCAUUAGACAAAACUUUUUUUCAUUUCGGGUAGUAGCUGCGUGGAAUGACCUUCCUCCGACGGUUGUCUACGCUCCUUCUAGAACCCAGUUUAAAGCACUACAUUUGUUUAUGCGAAUCCUCGCGCUGGCGAGCAUACUGCCUCGCGCUGAGAACAUAAAGAGCAGUGCUACACCCUUUUUUCACUUGUGCCUUUCAGGUGAACGACAGCCACUGACCGACAAGAACAAAACCGACCCGGGAAUCUUGGGCAAAAGCCUCGAUCCUGUGUAUCAAUCCGUCACGCCCUUUAAAUGUACCCCGUUGAACAGCAAAAGUCGGCUUUUGAUGGAAUCUGGAAUAAAUGAACGAGGGGCAUCAAUCGUCGACCAGACAAUCGAAACAAUCGCACCCAAGAAACCACUUGUAGCAAAUGACACGUCUACCACAGACAAGCAUUCGAGUCAUCCGGUUUCCGAAACGGCUGCAGCCAAACCAAGUCUUCUAACUCAUCUCCUACUUGGUCGUAGUCGUAUUAGCAGGCAAUCUGGUAGUGUUUCAUCUCCACAGAGUGAAUUCAACAGUAUAGUCGGUUUGGAAGGAGCGACUGAAACCAGUGAAGAUUUUGACGAGGGAGCCAACAAAACGAGUCUACAAAUUCUGAGCAUGUCCUUUCCCAACCAGCUGAGAGUCAACCAUCUAACACUGUGGAGACGUAAGUUACUCACAAGGACUUGGCAAGCCCGUUCUGGCAGCGCAUCAGCCACUCCGUUUACAGAAACACUGAACUUUGGAGAAUGCAGUGGAUCUGUCUCAUCAGCGAACAAUGGAGUGCGGACGGUCGAAUGGACCACAACCCCGAUUGCCAGUCGUGUUAAAACCGUCUCCACGAUCCAAAAGAAGAGAAGGACCGCCAUCAAAGCACAGUGCCUUGAGAAUCUAUACGGGUGCUUGCCGACGUGCGACGCAGCAAAGUUACUGAAUGUGGCUGUCUAUGAUCGUGUCGAAAGCAUAUGCAGACAACCUUAUACAUCCGUUGAUCAGUGGCUAGCUGAUGGGUUUCCAAAAUGUUUCGACAUUUGCGAAUUGAUUUCCCAACCGACGAGGCUUGUCAUCUGGUUGGCGAAGCGCAAACUGAUUAUAAACCGAACCCAGUGCGCAAGUUGCCAACGGCCGAUGUUGAUCAAAUGUGCGCCCUUCCGACGACAAAUGUAUAUAUGGGCAUGUCGGUUCUGUGGACAGCGGUCUUCUCUCCGACUGGGGUCUGCAUUCAUGAAAACUGGUGUACCAGAAGCGAACAUCAUCCUCAUACUGUACCUCUGGUCUUUGGGGUACUCCGUGGAAUUUUGCGGUACAGAAUUAGAGUGCUCGUUAACAUCUGCGAGGUGCUAUAUCUGGAUGGCCGUUAGGAGUGCGGCAGCCGAACUCCAGCGAAACUUCCGACCAAUUUCGGGAAUUGUCGAGAUCGAGUGGGAGAAUUUUCUACGCACUACUGCUCAUCGAGACGGGCUGUUUCUACUGUGCGGUGUUGAAAGAUCGACGAAAAACGUUUUCGCUGUACGGUGCCCGGAGCCACAUAAUAAAGACGCCCUACAAAGUAUCAUACAGAAAAAUGUAUCGGUGUGUUCAGUGCGCUUUGUGAUUAAUUUGACUCUUACAGCCUGGUUCGGUCAUCAUAACACGUGA